This is a messenger RNA of Protopterus annectens (West African lungfish), 1733 nucleotides long. Its product is annotated as protein DGCR6-like. The record is from RefSeq and is a predicted model, not a curated record. The coding region runs from base 392 to 985 and encodes 197 amino acids. The transcript has 6 exons. Lineage: Eukaryota; Metazoa; Chordata; Ceratodontiformes; Protopteridae.
UUUUGAUUUGCAUUGGCUGGGCAGACUAGAAAAAACUGAAUGACAGACAGGCACAAUUUGGUUGGGAGCGAAACGCGAAGAGUAAUGGAAAGUUACGCACAGACGGAGUACUAUGUCUAGAUCUGCAGUAGGAACUUUAUUGCAUGGCAUCCUGAUAAUUUAAAUUAGUAAUUUUGCGUUAACAUCUGCGUAACUGCAAUAUGUGUUCGGCGGGGGAAAAUUCCUGUAAAUCGAUCAAGGAUGUUCUAGAUUUUUAAUGGCUGUACAAGCGCAAUUUCUUACACUCUCCUACCAAAAAGAAGAGGAUGUACCCGCUGAAUACAGAAUAACAUACAGAAGAGCUCCAUUCAUUUAUCUUGGCAUUCUUUGAGACAAGAAAAGCUACUUGGGGAUGUACGGUGAACUCUGUGACCGCACCAAACAGCAAGAAAAGCAUUAUUUGUUGUUGUCUGAGUUACAGACACUGGUUAAAGAUUUACCUAGCUCAUUCCAGCAACGCUUGUCUUACAGCACUCUGAGUGACCUGGCCUUGGCUCUAAUUGAUGGCACUGUUUUUGAGAUUGUUCAAGGUCUGCUUGAUAUCCAACACCUCACUGAGAAAAACCUUUAUAAUCAACGUCUGAAACUGCACAGUGAACAUCGAGCUCUGAAGCAAGACCUGUUGCGUAAACACAAGGAUGCUCAGCAGUCAUGCAAGCCCCACAAUGUGCCACUUCUUAAAGCAGCUCAGCGGAGGGAGAUGGAGUCUCUUGAGCAACGGAUUAAAGAUGAGCAAAGGAUGAUGGAUGAGAAGAUUGUCGUGGAGUUGGAUCAGAAGGUGAUUGAUCAGCAGACUACCCUGGAGAAAGCUGGAGUGCCUGGGUUUUAUAUCACCACCAAUCCACAGGUACAUCUGCGGCAGGAGUUGACUCUACAGAUGAAUUUACUUGAGCUUAUUCUGAAACUACAGCAGAAGGAUUUACAGUUUGAAGAUGACUUGACUUGAUCUGACCUGUUAAAUGAUGGCGGAAUAAUUUUGGACCAUCAUUUCAUUCAAACAUUGCUUUGAUGCACUCUAUUGAUUAUCCAAGUGUAUACAAGGUGUAACAUAUUUGAACUUCAGACCUUCGCCCUACUUGCAAGCAGGCAGCUAAAUAACAGGGAUCAAGCAGUAUUUGUUUCUUUAGUCUUCAGUGACAAUGGAGACGCACUACAGUAUAAACAAGUCGUCAUAAACGGUUUUGAUGCAUUCGGCUGUAUGUCUGUUUUGUGUUAUGCAGCUGUUAUUGUAGAAGUGUUAUGGAGAACAUGUUGAAACAGCUCUAAAAGUAAGAGCAAGCCAUAAGAAUUGACUGUUUUGUAUUAUUUUUUAGGUGGGGCUGUCGUUUAUUUUUGAGUUGUUAUACAACCCUACUUGCUGGACAGAAUUGGGGACUGUUGCAGCUAAUGUCACUUACAGACUUUCCUACCCUUUUCACCUCACUUUCUCACCCCCAUCUCAUUAGCAGUGUUUUGACACAUUGACAUCAGUAUAAUGGACACAACUAUGCACUUUUUUAGUGUAUUUGCUGCAGAAGAGAUGAACAUCUACUUGAAUGUAUUGAAAAGUUUUUCUGAAGUUAAGUCUCUGAACUUAUUCUGUGAUGUAUAAAUAUUAGCGCUUUUGUUUUUUUUUUUCCUUUUUUAUUUAAAAAGUUAUUUUUGUUACUGUUAACUGUACUAAAUGUUUGUAGAAAAAAAAGUCUGUAAACAUU